GAUGAUGUCGAGAGCAGUCAAAUCAACUCGACAACACCUCUUUCAGCAGCCGGUGGAGCUCUCCCUACAUCGAGACACAAGCACGGCAUAGCAUACCACGUAGCAAUCCUGCUACUAGGAUUCUUGGCGAUUUCCUUGAGCAGCAUCGUCUUACCCAGUGCAUCCUCAUCGAUCGCCGAAGGAAGCAGCAUCUCGGAAGUCCUCUUCGGCGUCGCAUUUCCCUCCAUCGUGAUAACACCACCAGAGGAGUUCAUCGCUGUCAUGAGUGAGACUCGCAAUGGGUCUGGUAUCUUGGUUGUGAAUACUGUUGGAAGCAACAUUUUCUUGCUCACUUUGUGC
Aureobasidium namibiae CBS 147.97 is the source of this 339-nucleotide messenger RNA. RefSeq lists its product as uncharacterized. The transcript has a single exon. The annotation marks the transcript as partial. The record is from RefSeq and is a predicted model, not a curated record. Lineage: Eukaryota; Fungi; Ascomycota; Dothideomycetes; Dothideales; Saccotheciaceae.